Messenger RNA from Oryctolagus cuniculus (rabbit), 3726 nucleotides. Lineage: Eukaryota; Metazoa; Chordata; Mammalia; Lagomorpha; Leporidae. The record is from RefSeq and is a predicted model, not a curated record.
CCGGCCCGCUCCGCCGGUGCUGGGUUGCCAUGACGACCGUAGCUCGGUCGCGGCGGACUCGGUAGGAGACUGGGCGCUUGGAGCACCGUGUCCCUGCCGCGAGGUCGCUGCAAGGACGCGGUUUUACCGGCGAGACGUGGAAACAGCGGAGUUAACGGGGCUCCCCCAUCGGCGGGCAAAGCGCCCGGAAAACCGUCCGGGGAGCCACUAGCUCGCUGGCUGCGGGCUCCACCGCCCACCGCGGGGUGUGCGCUUUGUGGCAGAAGCUGGGGCUGGGGGCCUUGGUAGUCGCGAGGCUGCGGCCAGCACGGGUGCGAGGCGGCGUUAACAGGCUUCGCUUUCUUUGCAGAGCCAUGGGCAGCAGGAAGAAGGAAGCUGCCUUGCAGCAUAUGUGACGUCAUCGUACCCUCUGCCUUAAAAGGAAAACAUUUAUCCCGGACCCUGGCGGUGACACGGUUAACAUCAGUACCCAGGAGCUGUGGGAGGAAAUGCUGAGUUCCAAAGGACUAACAGGCAGAGUUAGACAUUGAGAGAAAGAGAGACAGAGAAAGAGGUCUUUCUUUCUCCGUUGGUUCACUCCCCUCAUGGCCGCCACAGCCAGCGCUGCGCCGAUCUGGAGCCACGAGCCAGUCGUUGACGUCUACCAAGGCUGGUGCGGCCCCUGCAAGCCUGCGGUGAGCCUUUUCCAGAAGCUGAGGCUCGAGGUUGGCCCGGACCUUCUGCAUUUUGCACUGGCAGAGGCCGACUCUCUUGAUGUCCUCAACAAAUACCGCGGGAGGUGCGAGCCCACCUUUCUGUUUUAUGCGGGCGGAGAGCUGGUGGCUGUGGUUAGAGGCGCCAAUGCUCCGCUGCUGCAGAAAACCAUCCUCGACCAGCUGGAGGCUGAGAAGCAGGUGCUGGCUGAAGGCGGAGAGCGGAAAGCGAUUAAGGACGAGGCUCUGUCUGAUGAAGACGGAUGUCUUUCCCGUGGAAAGGACGGUCGGGCAGACGAGGACGUGGCCUCCGGGCCCAGUACGGCACAGAGAUGCCCUGUAACGCCGUGCACGGAAGCCGGGACAGGGAAGACGCCAACAAAGAGCUGGCCUUGCUCUUUCCCAACUUCCGCUUUACAGACACGGAAACCCCUCAGGGCGGCGAGGCCGAAGGCGAGGUGGGCACCCCCAAGGUGCUUCCCUCCCGCGAGGACGUGGCCUGAGCCGGCGUUCCUGCUCUGCGGGCGCAGCUGCCCCUCCAGAAGCGCCACGUAUUCUGAGCACUGGCACUUUUUGGGCUCAGCUGUCGCUGUGGACAAUGAAAACCAGCAGUGUGUGUUUUCCUGCGGUAUUAAAGAGCAUAUGGGAUGUGCAUUGAUUUUUUUUUCUGUCUCUGGGACUUUACAAAGUGAAGUGCCAUCAGCUAUAGUGCCAUCAGCUAUUGCCCUCUGCUUCAGGGUUUGGUGUCAUCUCAGAGAACGCUUGGUUAUGUGGGACACCGUUCCCCAGCAAUACAUCUGCUUUACAGGUGCACCAUUGUGGAGCUUUCCCUGGGAACUGAAUGUGCACACGGUGCAGUGAGGUGGGCUGUGCCACUGCAGGUGUACUGACCAGGAGGCAGAUGAGGACUGGCACCCAGCGCCUCCUCACGCUGCCUGCCCCUGUCACACAGUCACUUCCUGCUGCCAGAUUUGCCCCUCGUGGCUGUCCUCAGAUCAGGGCAAGCUCACAACGCAAUGCUUGUUACGUGUGGAAGCAGGGUUCACCUGGUUCUGCUGAACCCUCUCUCCUCAUGUCUUGGGUUUCCGGUUCCAGCUAAGCACCCACUUUGAAAACCUAAGAGUUCCUGGUGGGGCCGGCUGCCUAAAGCUGUUACUGAAUUGCUUGGCUUAGCUGGCCCUCAGGGGGCGGGGGGGAGGGGGUUGGAUCUCAGGAAAAAGCACCUGUUAGGAGCUGCUGCGAGCUGCCUGGUUUCCUCUCUGGUUUACUUGUCAAGUUCCCCAGCUCAGGCAUACUCGGUGGUCUGACGGAGGAGGAAAAGGCCAUGGUGUUUUGCGCACCUAGCACAGGGGAGGCUCUUCAGCCAGGCAGUGAGCUCCCAGCAGAUGGCUCUGUGCGGGCUCUCUGCUGAGCCACGAGCUGGCUCUGGGGAUAAAAGGCUGAGGCGGGCUACCGGAAGGUGGGAACCAAGGCCUGCGGUCGCGGGCGUGCUGCAUCCCGCCACUGCGUCCCCCAUGACCUCAUGCCACCUCUGGGUGCCAGCAUGCCUACGUUCAGCACUCCUCAGCAUCUGUACCGGGCCCCUGUGUGAACCCAUGCCCAACGGAGCCCGCAGCGGCAGGAAAGCUCCCUCUCACUGUUCCACGCCCUGGGGACUCUGCUUUUCCCUCUGAGUGGGCCCAGGAGGGCAACCCCACCAGAGCUGGCAAAUGACUGGGAGGUGCCCAAGAGCCCUGUGCCUGGGCUGGCCCCACAGGUGUUGAGUGGGACUCCCAGUGACCCACUUGGAAGGAGAGAGGGAUGCACCCGGCUAGCAGAGGCCGGGAAGCCAAGGACCUCCCCUGUACCCAUACUGGCAAGGUAAGAGGGGGCAACCAAGGCUCCGGAAAGCAGGGGGGAAGAAGGGAAGAGUAGGUGUGGGAAUGGAGCCUGUGUGUGGUGGUGGUGGUGGUGGUGGUGGUGGAUCCUGAAGUUUCCCCAGGAAGUGGCUAGGACAGUCAGGCUGGGCAGGGGGAGCUGGAGGGUCCCCAGCGAUAAGUCCGAGUGGGAGGGAUGGUGACUCCUGCCUUCCUCCCCACUACUGUGCCUCCAGGUUGCUGGGGGUUCAGCAUGGUGGGCAUCUCUGGAGCCCAGAAGGCUCAAGGCAUAGGGAAUGGGGGCAACAGGAAGGGCUCCCGAGAUCAGCCCACUCUCUCAGGCCAGAGCAGCUUGGUGGAGGCCCUGCCUUGGGUGUUCCCUAGAGAAGCAAAUGCGGCAGGGCAGGUACUGUUUUGGCUCCUGGACGUGCAUGCCUGGCAGGGAGGAGGGCGGCCCCACGGUUAAGGACUGGCUCCGGCCCUCCACUCAGUGAGAUGGCUGACGCCCGGCAGAGCCAGGAGCCAGGAGGAGCUGCAGCGACAGAGAGGGGAAGGUGGCUCAACAGUCUACUCCACAGCUUUCCCUGAAGCCAGACGGAAACGUGCCUCCAGCUGCCUCUCUGCCGAGCGGUCUGGGAAGCGGUCUGGGAAGCUCAGCACGGUGCAGCAGCACCGGCCCCAUGCCCGGAAGGCGUUAGGGCCCCUUGCUGCAGGUGGCCAUCAGCAGCUGGGGUAGGAGUGCCCCUCCCCUCUCCCCCUUCUCAGGUCUUGCUGGUCUCCCGCCCGGGCUCAGUUUCGCCUUGGCUGCCCUCUCUGCAGUCCCCUCACUGUCCUCCCCCAGGCCCUGGUUCCUGUGUCCAGCGAGGCCUCGAGAUGGGAGGUGCUGCCUUUCCUGCACAGACAGGGAAGAGAAGGAGUGCGUGGGGAGUGAGCCGAGGGCACCUGUGUGUGUCCUUGCCAGGGGACACACUUGUUUGUGCACCGUGUGGCUGGUCACGUGCCAAGCCCUGGGUCUGAGUCCAGCAGGCAGUGGCAGCAGAGGAGUGGCACUCCUGAGGGGACAAGAGAGCAUGCAAGUGGACAUGACCUUGGGGAGGGCUGUCUGGGUGGCUGGGAGUGGCCACCUGGAGAGGACCUGCUGGCUUCCGGAGGGCUGGGAAGAGAGGGGUCCCCCCGUU